Molecule: messenger RNA, 587 nt
Organism: Olea europaea var. sylvestris
Lineage: Eukaryota; Viridiplantae; Streptophyta; Magnoliopsida; Lamiales; Oleaceae
Product: non-specific lipid-transfer protein 2-like
Exons: 1
Coding region: 88-372 (94 amino acids)
Biological process (GO): lipid transport
Source: RefSeq, a predicted model, not a curated record
CUAAACUUUUUCACUCAACCACAAAACCAUUGACUCUUUCUUCAUACCUUUUGAGCUAAUUCCACAAGUUUUAGAUAGAAAAAAAAAAUGCAGGCAUCUAAAGUUGCAGUGUUUUCAAUGGUACUUGUGCUUCUGGUCUGUGGAGCACAAUUUUCAGAGAGUGCAACGUGCACCCCAACUGCACUCAGCCCUUGCAUGUCUGCCAUCUCGUCAGGAACUCCCCCGUCGAAACUGUGCUGCAGUAAGAUCAAGGAGCAGCAGCCUUGCCUUUGCCAGUAUCUCAAGGAUCCCAAUUUAAGGAAGUUUGUUAACUCUCCAAAUGCAAAGAAAAUUGCUUCCACUUGUGGGGUUCCUCAGCCCAAAUGUAAAUGAUUUUCAAGGCCCUUAUUUCCAAUUUCCAUAAAGAGUGAGUAAAUGAGAAUAACGGUGCAACUUUUGUUUGUCUACCUAACUAGCUGCACUAUCGAAUAAGUCUAGGUAUUGACUGGUUCAGUCUUACUGAACUGGGGUGCUCAAGAUUUGUACUGAAUGUACUAAUAUUUCUAUUAUAAUCGAGACAAAUUGAAAUGGGAUUUUCUAUUUGUAAA